CGUUAAUUCCGCACAGGGUGAACACGUUGAGAAAUGACGUAAAUAUUAUGUCGAAAAUUAAUACAAAAUUAAUGUCCAUAACAUUUCCAGGUAACGAUCAUCGCGAUCUGAGACAUUCGCGUCUUCUCGUCUCAUUCGGCGAGCACCGAAUUACCGCGAAACCAUGGUGCAUUCUGGGAAAAGCUGCCAACCGGCAUCGUGUUCGGCCGUAUGACGACGGCAAGAUCGCCCAGAGACGUGUCCGAUGGAGCUCGGGAUGAGUAUUGUUGGGGUAGAUCCUCGUCCCAGAGUCAAAUUCGCCAAUUCCGUAAUUCUGAAAGGCCCGUUGGCAUUUCCGCGCGAAGUUGCAUUUUGUAACGUCGGUUGCCGUAAUUGAGAGAUAUCGGCGCGAUCUCGCGCGAAAUCGAGAAACACGCAGAGUGUGCGACAAGUGUAACAGUUCGGGUGCGACGAGUGCGACGAGGAUGUGACGUGUGACUCGGCUUUGACUCGCCGGUGACGACGACGAAGAAGGCGAUCGCCGCAGAGGACGUGAACGAAGGUGCGAAGGAUCUGGCCGGUAACGGCGGCGAGCUGCACCGAGCGGCGGUGACGUCAAUGCACAUUUGCGCGCGGAUCUUCGCGUGGGCAUGGGAUCUACUCGUCGGUAGCACCACGUACCCGAUGCAGCAGUCUGUGGGAAUAGAAGUGCGAGUGACCAAUGAGAUCCCCCUUGUCUCGGCAGAAACGAGCGACGUGCAAGACACAGCACCGCCAUGGACCACCACGUCGGUCCCAUGUCGUACCAACCCGCCUACCCCGACAAAUCCGCACUCGCAAUACUUAUCGCCUCACGUCCUCCACGGCCGGAACUCACUAUGUUCCGCGAACGAUUACUCGCGCCGAAGACGACCUAUGACACUACGCAUCGGUCCUCGUCUCAGUCUUCCCAGCAGGAGCACGUCCGCGCCGACGACAACGACAGACGGGGAAUGGCGUACACUUGGGUGGAACGGAUUAACAUUAAAGGCCAAACUAGUAAGAUUAGCAAAAGACCAACAAUUGCAAAUAAGACCGGAAAAUGAAAAACCAUAUUGGACAUAA
Molecule: messenger RNA, 1083 nt
Organism: Dinoponera quadriceps
Lineage: Eukaryota; Metazoa; Arthropoda; Insecta; Hymenoptera; Formicidae
Exons: 5
Coding region: 598-1083 (161 amino acids)
Source: RefSeq, a predicted model, not a curated record